AGGUGCAACGAAACAAUGCUUGGAAUGAUGGCCUCCAGACUUAGUACCUACUUCGCAUGGUCGCAUUAUCUGUCCCUGCAACCACAGUUGCCUUUUGUGAGGAACUUUUUAGUCCAUAAAAAAACACUAGCAUAGAUAGCAUUACCGCAAAUGUGCUUUAUCUUAUCUUCAUCGUGGCCUUUUUUCGUACGUACCACCCUACCGAUCGUGCGAAUAUUCCCAACUUUGGAAUCCACACGGUGAAGAUCUUCAACGUAAACCAUUUGCACGAAUGCUCCACUGACGUCCUGUCAAACAGUUUAGUAUCAUUCGGAGUGCGACAAAGGUACAACAACUCAACACAGAAUGAAGUCACUGGUAGCUAUCUGUGUCUGUGCGAUGUCACUUCUAUCGCAUCAUCCAGUAAGAGCUACCCCGAUCAAAAGGACCUCUCCGAUAUUCCUAGAUAGGGAAAACAUGCAUGAAGAAAUUGGUGAAUACUUCGAAGGAGACAUGAUGCUUUCUCUGGAGCAGACAGAAGCAUUUAAAAAUGGAUAUGCCUCCAUUGUGAAUGAUAAAACCAAGUGGCCGAACAACAUCGUUUACUACACCAUCGAUACCACCGUUUACAAUUCCGUUCACCAGAACAGCAUUCGCACGGCAAUGGAUAGGAUCGAGCAAGUGAGCUGCAUCCGGUUUGUACCGCGCACGACCCAGAAUGGUUACAUUUUCAUUUCGCAAGCUGAACCGGGAGUCUGUUCGGCUAGGGUAGGCUAUACUGGAACGAAGCAACCCGUCAACCUGUCAACGAACGGCUGCAUGUCCCGUGGCACCAUCAUCCACGAGCUGCUGCAUGCGCUCGGGUUCAUUCAUAUGCAGAGUAGUCCCGAUCGUGAUCUCUACCUGGAUAUUAACUACGCCGCCAUAAUACCGGGCAAAGAGCACAACUUCAAUCGCUACUUUUCAUCGGCGGCUGACGAUCAUGGCAUACCGUACGAUUACGACAGCGUGAUGCAUUACGCAUCGACGGCGUUCAGCGUAAAUGGGCAGCCGACGAUUAUUCCGAAAAAGAAGGACGCUCUGAUUGGACAGCGUAAUAACCUAAGUCCUAAAGACAUCAAACAACUCAACCAUCUGUAUCCGAACUGUUACUAGAUGUUUGCACACGGUGCACUUGCAUUUCAAAACAGUGAUUUGGUGUUUAUUUUUGAAAUUCUACUUCACCAACCGAUACACACUACCAUAAACAAAAACUGGACACUAAGACUGCUGGACUUCAUAUGAAAAGUAAUGGUUAUAUUUUAUUGUGUACUUACCGCAAACUUCAACAACAUUACAAAAUUGUCCAGGGGUUUAAAAUGGUUUGUACUUCAAUAAACUAUCAGUUAUUUUGUCAUAAACGCUUAAUCCGCCUAGCCGUUUACGCUGUUCACGUUCUUCACACGUUGAAAUUGCCUAUAUGA
Messenger RNA from Anopheles merus, 1442 nucleotides. Its product is annotated as zinc metalloproteinase nas-14-like. Lineage: Eukaryota; Metazoa; Arthropoda; Insecta; Diptera; Culicidae. Gene Ontology annotation, molecular function: metalloendopeptidase activity; zinc ion binding. Bases 346 to 1134 code for a protein of 262 amino acids. The record is from RefSeq and is a predicted model, not a curated record. Gene Ontology annotation, biological process: proteolysis. The transcript is spliced from 4 exons.